Messenger RNA from Solanum verrucosum, 685 nucleotides. RefSeq names its product heavy metal-associated isoprenylated plant protein 23. Bases 199 to 657 code for a protein of 152 amino acids. Lineage: Eukaryota; Viridiplantae; Streptophyta; Magnoliopsida; Solanales; Solanaceae. The record is from RefSeq and is a predicted model, not a curated record. Gene Ontology annotation, molecular function: metal ion binding. The transcript is spliced from 2 exons.
GUUUAGUAGCCCUUUUGCUUUAAUUUCUCCCUUUUCUUCUUAAUCAAUUAAGCUAAUUUGUGUGCUAAGCAAGAAUCAAUUAGGAAGUUUCUUACAAACUCCCCACAUUUUAAAAAAAAAAUCUCUUUAAUUUCACUUAGCUACUAUAAAUUAACUCAUAAUUACACCAUUUUCUUAAUUCCUCUAAAUUUAAAAAGAAUGGGCGUUGGAGGAACAUUAGAGUAUAUAUCAGAGAUGAUGAGUAUUGAUAAGCCAAAGAAGAAGAAGAAGCAGUUUACUACAGUGGAGCUUAAAGUUAGAAUGGAUUGUGAGGGCUGUGAAAUGAAAGUCAAAAAUACAUUAUCUUCCAUGAGUGGAGUGAAAUCUGUGGAGAUAAACAGGAAACAACAGAAGGUGACAGUAACAGGCUAUGUGGAAUCAAACAAAGUGUUAAAGAAGGCAAAGUCAACUGGAAAGAAGGCAGAGAUAUGGCCUUAUGUCCCUUACAAUUUGGUAUCCCAACCAUAUGCUGCUCAAGCUUAUGACAAAAAGGCGCCUCCUGGCUUCGUCAGGAGGGUCGAUCAGUACCCAACCACGGGUACUGUUGCGAGAUAUGAUGACCCUUCCUAUGUCAACAUGUUUAGUGAUGACAAUCCUAAUGCUUGUUCCAUCAUGUAAUUAAUUAAGGUACGAGAAAGCUACUGAA